Molecule: messenger RNA, 3414 nt
Organism: Hibiscus syriacus
Lineage: Eukaryota; Viridiplantae; Streptophyta; Magnoliopsida; Malvales; Malvaceae
Product: serine/threonine-protein kinase ATM-like
Exons: 2
Coding region: 196-3252 (1018 amino acids)
Source: RefSeq, a predicted model, not a curated record
CUGCUUCCGCUUUAUCAUUUAUUGAUGAAUUUUUUUUAAUUAAAUCUCCUUGACCACUCACCUAACAACCUUCAUUUUCAACUCGGAUGUGUGAAUCAUUUUGACUCGUCGUCAACUCAGCUCUCAGUGUGAAUGCCAAGGUGUUCUUUUUUUCCCCACUUGUUCUUACUCUCAGAUGCUUAGAGAAUAUUAAUAAUGGAGAACCCUAAAACCCCAGAAAGCUUAGAAUCGAAAAACCCAGAUUUGGAACUCUUAGAGGAAGGUUUUGCAGCUCCUGAUUUGCUCACUUUGAUCGAAAGUAGUAAUGGGUUAGGCUCCAUUUUUAACGUUCAGCUUCGAGAAAAUGGCAAUGCUGUUGCAGGAGAUAGGUUAGCCAUGGAUGUAAAAGGGAAUGGUGUCAGUGUUAUUGAGACUGCAGAAUAUUGUUUACUGAACGAUGUAGUUGAUAAAAUGGAAGAGGGUCAAAUUGGUAUGGAAGUGGAUAGAGGAAGUGGGAUGAAGGACGAUGCGGUUAUAGAAUCUGUUAAGGAUGAGGGGACGAAGGGAGUUGAUCGUUUGACGAUUAAUGGAGUUGAUUCGGUUAAUAAGGUACAAGUUUCCGGAGACAACAUAUCUCUUUUUGUGGACUUUUCGGGAACUUUAAAUGAAGUGAACAGAACUGGGUUAAUGUUAAGUGAGUAUGAGUUAAAGGAAGCCGGAAAUGAGGUGGAGUUGGUAACUGUUGGACCGGAGCAUAAGUUUUAUGUAGGGGAUAUUGUUUGGGUUAGAACGAAGAGUCUGAGUUGGUGGUCGGGGAAGAUUUUAGAUCCUUCAGAGGCACCGGAGUAUGCUUUGGUUGGUGAAGAGAAAAACUGCUUGCUCGUUGGGUACUUUGGUUUUAGCCAUUUUGCUUGGUGCUGCCCAUCUCAGUUGAAGCCUUUCCUUGUGAACUUUGAGCAGAUGAUUAGACAGAAUAAAGCUAGAAGCUUUCUUGCUGCAGUUGAGAAGGCUAUGGAUGAUUUCGGGAAGUGCCUGAAGUCGGAGAUGAUGUGUUCUUGUGUUCUGAAAGAAAAUAAGUUAUUAUCUAAUAGUUCCGCUUCUAAGGAAGGAGUUUCCUUGGCAGAGGGUAAAUCUGGUCAAUUGGCGGAGUUUUCUGCUGCACGAUUUGAGACUGUGAAGUUUCUUUGUCAACUCAAGAAUCUUGCACAGGUUGUUAGAAAGCCUGAUAUGCUUGAGUUUGUUGUCCUACAGAGCUACUUGUCAGCGUUUUACUGUUCCGUAGGACAUUGCCAGUUGCCCUUGCAUCAACUGUGGGAAACGACAUGUGAUGCGGAGAAUGCUGAAAAGAACAGCAUACCAAAUAAAUUCUUGUUGGAACAAUCUGAUGUAAUGCAGGAUGAGAUGUUACAGCUCGAUCAGAAUGCGGUUUCGGCCAAGACCUUAAGUGGCGACCGGGUGGCUUUCUCUAGCAAACAGGCUUUGACUUCGAGGAAGAGGAAGAGGAAAAUUUAUGACGAGGUGAGGAAUAGCAACACUCCGUUUGAAAUGCCUGAUCAGGGCACAUGUGUUUCCGUCAAAAACCGAGAUGACAACAGUGAACCAAGAAAUGAAUUGGGCUAUGAGUUCAGAGGACGUAAGAAGAGCAAGUAUUUGUCGUAUCCCUAUGUUAAGUUAGAAGGUAAAGUUUCAGGUGAAACAGAAGAUUCUGCAGCUUUGAAAGUUACUCAUGAGAGGGUUAAUGAAUUUAUCGGGUCCUCUUCAGCUGACAAAAGAAGUGCAAAGAAGUUCCAGAAAACUUGGUAUAGGAAAUUCAUAGGUGGAAAUGAUGUUACUGCUUUUCCGGAACUCAGCGGUAUAUCUUCUGCUGAACUGCUUUCCGAGCUACAUAUUCUAGCUGUCGAUUGCCUGUUUUCAACUGAAAGUAAAACCUUUGGUCUGUUUGAGUGGUUCUUCUCCAGAUUCAGAAUUUCAGUAUAUCAUGAUGAAUCCAUUUACGAGAUGCAUUGCAAGAAUAUGGCCAGUGAGAAAGAGGCUACCGUUAAGAAUCCUUGCUUGUCAGGGAACGAUCUACUUCAAACGAAGCCUACUUCCUCGCCCCUCACUCUUCAUGAGAAUAAAAGGCAAAAGAAAAAGAAGCCUACAAUCUCAAUAACAUCAAACAUUAACUCUCUUUCGGGCACAUUAGAUGGGAAUAUCAACUUUUUGCCAUGUAACUUAUCAGUGAAAGUGUCUGAAGCAAUGGCCUCGGACAUACCUAAUGGGAAACAAACCCAUCUGGAGACUAAACAUGCUACAAACAUACCAGAUUUAAAUGGAGAUGGUGCUGUAACUCCAAGCUCAAUUGUUGCUGAUGGAAAUAAUGCAAGCUCUGGCUUGGUUUUGUUAGAUUUUCAAGCGGUUGGCCCACAUUCUGUGAAAACAGUUAUUGAACAAAGUAACAGAGAGGGACUUAAUGUUGUUCUUCCUGAUUCUGGUGCAACCAUUCCACCUCUAACAAUACCAAAUUUGGUUUCAUUUGCAUCUGAAAGUAAGCCAGAUCAGAAGAAGAAGAGAAUAAGGAAGCCAAAAGCACAAUCUGGCCUUCCGAGCCCUAUGCCCUCUUCAAACAUACCUGAUCUAAACGGAACUGGCGCAGAACCCAACAUGUCAAUAAAAGAUUUGCAGGAGGCUAACGAUGUUCCUCCUGCAAAAAAACCCUCUCGGAAGAGGAGGAAGAAAGGAGAGGUUAUUUUAGGCACACCAAAUAUGAUUUUAGAUUAUAAUGGAGGAGGGGCAAGUGGGAAAGCCCCUGCAACCACUCUUCUCUUGACAUUCACCCCUGGUGCUUCCAUGCCUUCAAAAGAAGUCUUGGUUGCAACAUUUUCCAGGUUUGGAUCCUUGAAGGAAUCAGAGCUUCAGAUAUUAAAAGAUUCUAGUACUGCCCGGAUUAUCUUUAUGCGAAGUAACGAUGCUGCCAAAGCAUUGCAGAGUUUAGAGGGGAACAAUCCUUUCGGUGCAACCCUUACAAAAUAUCACCUUCAGAAUGACAAUAUCGUAACUACUAAACGCACGGAGGGAUUCCGAUUGCCUGCAAAUCUUACUAGUCCAGUGUCGGUGCCUCGCCUGGGGGAUGCACCUCCCAAUAUUGAUUUUAUGAGGAAGAAUCUUGUGAUGAUGACAUCAAUGCUUGAGAAAUCCGGCGAUAAUCUGCCUCUGGAGAUGAAGGCAAAGCUUGAGAACGAGAUUAAGGGACUACUGAAGAAGGUCAGUUCUUGUCCUGGUUCCUCUAUGUAGUUAAAACUGUGGUCUCUGAUGUAGUUUCCUAUUGGAAGACACAUUUAGGUGCCUGAUUUCCAUUUUAGGUCAGAAUCUUUGUUUCUUUUAAUAACGAGGGGUUGUUCAAUAAAAAAAAACUUUGCACUUGGUGGCAUUUUCACAUAAAUCCUUGAUGUUAGC